Messenger RNA from Limulus polyphemus (Atlantic horseshoe crab), 4829 nucleotides. RefSeq names its product ubiquitin carboxyl-terminal hydrolase 10-A-like. The coding region runs from base 112 to 1065 and encodes 317 amino acids. Gene Ontology annotation, molecular function: cysteine-type deubiquitinase activity; cysteine-type endopeptidase activity. Gene Ontology annotation, cellular component: cytosol; nucleus. The record is from RefSeq and is a predicted model, not a curated record. Lineage: Eukaryota; Metazoa; Arthropoda; Merostomata; Xiphosura; Limulidae. The transcript has 9 exons. Gene Ontology annotation, biological process: protein deubiquitination.
CAAGCACUAUUGGUAUGCCCACCACUUUACAAUCUGCUAAAGCGGUUACCUCGUGAUGGCUUAACUAGAAGUGAUUCUUCAACUCCUGUCACCGACAGUUUAAUAUGUUUCAUGAACGAGUUUCCUCCCAUGCCAUAUGGAAGCAAGAGGAAAAGAAAAGAAGAUCUCAGUUUUGGAAAACCCUUUGAACCAAGCUAUGUCUAUUCUUUGGUCAGUCUUCUGAAUUCAACCCAUAUUGAGGGAUGUCUGGAAGAUGCAGAAGAUGUUCUGAAUUUUCUGCUUUGUGGCCUUCAUGAAGAGUUGGGUGCUGUGAUUAAUGCCUUCAGAAAUACAGCAAAAGAAAAUUCCAAUGUCUGUGAAGCCAUCCUGACAAAUGGACAUGUGACAGAAGACCAAGAACACGACCCUAAUACCAAAAGCAAUGUUAUUAAAUCGAGCCACUCCUUUCAUUCUCCCAUCUCUGAUAUAUUUGGUGGACAAAUAACGUCUACAAUGACUGUGGGAAAUGAAACAUCCACAAGUUCACAUCAUUUCUUCACUCUCACUGUAGACAUUCAGGCUGAAGAUGUUUGUCAAGUGAAUGAUGCUUUGGCCUACAUAACUCCGAAAGAACUAGCCCAUGACUUCACUCCAACAGAUAGUAAAGGAGGGGUUGAAGCAUUUCACAAAGUAGUUUUGAAAGUACUUCCUUUGGUUCUUGUGCUUCACAUCAAAAGAUUUGUGAAAGAAAAAGGAGCUAAACCCAGGAAAGUUUUCAACGAUAUUGAGUUCUCUAUAGAUUUAGAAAUUCCAGAAGAAUUCCUGUCACAAGAUAUACGAAGGAAGUACAGCCCUCGAGCUCUGAGGUCCUAUAAACUGUUUGCUGUGGUAUGUCAUGAAGGAAAAGAUUUAGCCACUGGACAUUAUAUUACUGAUGUCUACCAUGUCGGCAGUAGCAGUUGGCUUCGCUGUGAUGAUAGCACCAUUACCGUUAUCACUGAGUCCAAUCUCCUCUCUCACUGUCCGCAAAGAGUUCCAUACUUACUCUUUUAUCGAAGAUUAGACACACUUUAUCCAUCAAAGUAAAUUUUAUCUGGCUGCAGUAUAAGUUGUCUUCCUGUAUUUGAUAUACUUGAAUGUUCAGUUAUUGGUGGUGAUUUUCACUAAUAUGCUGCUAGAACACCAACAAUUGAUCUAUGUAUGUGCAUGUCUUAGAACACUGAGAAGAAGAGAACAAGGAACAUUUUAUAAUAAAUGAUAGUGUGAAAUGGUGCAGCAGUUAUAAGGUUUUUAUGUGUGCAUGUAUUAUUAGAUAUAAAUAUAUAUAUCAGACAGCCAUCCAAGAAGAAUGAAUUAAGUUGCAUGUUUUAAUAUACAAAAAUGGUGCAUCACAAGAUCAUUCAGACUGACCAGAAGAUGGAGUGUCUGCAACUCUCUGCUGCAAAGACUGCUUUUGAGUAUUCUGAUUUCAAUAACAUGUGCAUAAUUUGUAAAAAUUGUACAGUAUUACAAAAACACUUUUAGUUACUUGGACGGAUAUAUUGUUUUUUAAUUAGAAGUCUCUCAUCUUUGUCUUCUGUUUUUUUUAACACAUUUUUAAUUUCAUUGUCAACAAUAUAAUCAUCAUGUUGCAGUUUAGUGAAAUUUUUUUCUUUGCAAAAUGUCAAACAUCUUUACUUAUAAAUCAAAAUGUUGAAUAGUUUUACUGAAUUAUAAAAAGUAUUUUCCCUCUAUCUACUUUUUAUAGUGUUUGUAAUUAUUUCUGAAGUUCUGUAAUGCUAAAACUUAAACCUUAAUUUUGUGUUACCAUUUACUUCUACUAAUAAACUUGCUGCACUGAAUUAAUAAUGCUCAAAGUUGGUGUGAUUAAAUGUACAAAAGAUUUGUUGGAGUAAGAUGUUACACAAAAUUAAAAAAAGGGUCAUUUCACUAGUGAGAUGAGAAAGUUCAUCAUUUUGGGUGGGCAUAGUUUAACUUAAUGAAGGUUUUUUUACUCUUGUUGAAGUAUUGGUUCACACAGUAAGAGGAGUUUUAGCUGUAUAGUGUAUAACAGCUGCCAAACCUGUCUGAUUAACUGACUUUGUUGGAUUGAAAGUGUUACGAUACACUGUAAUGUUUGGAAAUGUAGGCUUAAUCUCCUGCUACCAUGUUGAAAAUUUUGGCCAGAUGGCUCACAACAAUGUUGAAAGUGUUGGCAAUACAGCUAACCACCAUUUGGAAAGUGUUGGCCCGAUGGCUCGCCACCAGGUCGAAAGUAUUGAUCUGAUGGCUCACUACCAGGUUGAAAGUGUUGGCUUGAUGGUUUACCAUUGUGUUAAGAUGCUGGCUUGGUGACUUGAUGGUUAACCACCAUGUGUUAAAAAAAAUUGUUGGUCUUCACCACCUUGUUGAGUGAUGAUGAGUUUUAUAACCAUUAAGGGAAAGAAUUACUUGUCCCUUUGUUGAGUGAGAAGUUUUGACCUGGUGGCUUACUACUGUAAUGGAAUAAAAAGGUGAACCUGAAUAUCUUAUACUGCAUUUGUCUUUAUAAACCCUUUACAAUUUAUUUUUAUUUGAUAAUUUUCAGCUAUUUGAGAUUGUUUUUAUAAUUAAAUGGUUGUUCUAGAAAUCAGGAUAAACUCAAAAUUGAUCUCGCAGCAAUUUUGUUUGUAUAGCAUAAUUUGUCAUUAUAUAGUUUUUUCUUUCAUGAAAUGUCUUAUUCCAUUAAGAGUUAAAGUUAAUUACCAUUUAGUUCUCUUCUGUAUAAUUGAUCUUUUCAGGUGCCACUUGAUUAACUGUCAAAAGAAUGUAUAAGUAUCUAAUCUGUAAUCUUCAUUGUAUUUCUCACACAUACACACACACGUAUAUAUAUCAAUAAACAAGUUGUUUGAAAUAUUUAGUUGUAACUUUGAAAUGUCUGUUGAACGUGUAAGUUGUGUUGUAAUGUUUGUUCAUUAUGUCCUUUAGAUUGUUUAAUUUAAGGCCCUUAUUUAGAUCAUGCUGUAAAAUGUUCACUGAAGCCAUUUUCAAUGUUUAUUUUUUAAGUAUAUUAGAAUACACACCAUUAAAUUCAGUUAUUGCCUAAUAUAUUGAGUAUAGUGUUUGUCUUCCAAGAACGUUUGUUGUGCAUAUAUUAGAUUCCAAACAGUUAAAUCGUGGUAUAUAUUAAAGAGAUUGUAUGUUCAUUAUGCUAUUAAUAUUUUAGAUUAAUGUCUGUUGGGGCUCAAAUUAGACGAUUUUUACUCUUUCAUUGUAGCAGUGUUUUUGUGAAAACCUUAUAAAUCCUUAAAAGGGUUCCUUCAACUUUUAGGAUUUUUAGUUAUCAAAUUUUGCUUACUGCUUAAAAGUAAUAUGGGUGAUAGAAAUAAUCACUUAGUGCUUGGUUAAAAAUAUGCAAAGCAUAAUAGUUUAGUACUUUAAAGCACAAUACAUGUUAAACAACUGACUUGGUACUCAGGUUUUAUACAGAGUGAUUGAUAUAUGUGGUGAGAUACUAAUUUUCAAUGUUUAUUUUAAUGUGUUACAGUCAAUAUACAACAAUGUUAAAUAUAGGUUUUGUUUUGCUUUUAGACUUUUUUCAGAUAAUGAUAUUUUAAAGUUUGCUAAUUGAUUGAAUAAAUAGAUUAAUAGCAGUUAUUUUGUUUCUUAACACUGUAUGAAUAGUGAAUGUAUUUUUAUGGAAAUAUGUAUUUAUUUUUUACUUGUGUUUUAGUCUUUGUUGGUACAUUAGGGUAAAGAGUUUAGUCAAUUCUGCCUGUUCUUGCUGUAGUUUUAAGUUUGUGUCACAAAGAAUGUUUGUCAUUGAAUAGUUGCUUUGAAGCUUAAAAAUAUCAAUGCACAAUGUUAAACAUAGGUUCAUGUGUAUUUUGUACUUUAAUUAUUGUGUUAAUAAAUGGGGUUAUAUUAUGUAUUAUUUUUAGUUAGUGUUGUUUUGACGUUGACUAGUUCCGACAAGGUUCUAGUCAUAUAAUACUAUCAAGUUAAGUAUGCUACCAAAAAUAUAAGAAAGGUGGUUUCACUUUAAUUGUGGUAAGUUGUUCAUAGGAUUGAUAAUGGAGAUGAACAUAAUUAAAACUGUAGAUUACAACUGAUAGUAGUUAAGUAAAACUUUGGGUAUAUAUUUAAUCAAAUAAUUUUAAGAUUUCUGUUCAUCUCUUGACACUGAUAUAUCUGAAAUUUGAAAGAGUGUUGGCUUUCCUUCUAUGAUAUCAGUGUCAGUAUUAAGUCUUUGUAGAUAAGUUUAACAAAAGAUAAUGCAACCCUUAAUUGUACUAUUAGUUGUUAUAUUGUUUCAAUUUAAUGCUUGAUUUAGUGGUGUAUAAUUCUUUUUAAUGCUUUGUAUGUAUUGCUUAAAGAUAACUAAUUUUUUAAUGUGAAAAUUGUAUUAUUAAAUAUUGAUAAUUGAUAUCAUUAUUUAAAUCAAAAACAUCACUGAAUUUUAAACACAACUUGUGUAUUUAUGUACAGUUAAAAUGAUUAAUCGGGAUCUUUUUGAAUUGAUUUUCAUAACACAAAAUUGUUUUGCUUAAAAGACUUGGAUGAAAGACAUUGAGUAGAAACAAAACCAGUUAUAUUGGUAUUUUGUUGUUGAUCUUUCAGUUUUCCAGUAUACAUUCAAGAAGUGUGAAUAUGGAUUUUAUAUUGUUCCAUGUUUCUUUUUUUGCAUGAAGAAUAAAGUAUUAAACAUUUGUCUGGGUUACUGUUACAGUAGUUAAGAUUUAGCUCAAAACAGAAAUGUAUUUCCAAAACCAACCAUAUAUUUCUAUUGGUUAAAAAUAAAAAGAUUUUACUAAAUUGAUUAAGUUUAAACUGAUACAAUUUUUAUAUAGAAUUUCACAUUGUGCAAGAUAAUUAUAAGUACAUUUUUCUUU